Messenger RNA from Ilyonectria robusta, 945 nucleotides. RefSeq lists its product as uncharacterized. The record is from RefSeq and is a predicted model, not a curated record. The coding region runs from base 1 to 945 and encodes 314 amino acids. NCBI's taxonomy places the organism in Eukaryota, Fungi, Ascomycota, Sordariomycetes, Hypocreales, Nectriaceae. The transcript is spliced from 3 exons.
AUGAUUGAGCGCGUCGAAACCACAAACACCCAAGCAAAAAAGGAAGGGAGGGGCGUGAGAGAAGAGAAGGACGAUCAAGGGGCCGGCGGAUCGAAUCAACGGAUCGGAAGGCCAAAGGAGAGGCAGAUGAAGAUAUGCGGAAGAGAGCGGACGGAAGAAGCAAACAAACAAAAAACGGGGUGCAGAGGAAGACGUCAAGCCCCCGUGCGAAGAAAUGGAGAGAGUGAGAUUGGGGUGGGUGAGGAGGAGGAAGGAAGCGCAGCGCAGGAAGGAAGCGUCGGGAUUCAGGAUGAUGGCUUUUUGGCGUUGGCCUGGGCGCUGGACUCUGGCGGGCACCAAAGACGCCUAAACAGAGGAGACGGGUCCCGCCGUGCCAGGGAAGACCCCCGAGACUCUGGGUUGGCGUUCCAUGGCAAGGCCCAUGGCAGGGUUUCGUGUUGCGCCUGUGCCUGUCGUGGGGUGGUCUUGGGGUUGUUGUGCAGCGUGCCUUCCUUGUGUACGCAGUAUGCAGUCCAGGGUUUGAUCGCUAAAAAGGCGUUGGCACUAGGAUGGGAAGGGUGCUCCGGGGCUACGGCCGUCGUGCCUUCUCAAGGCAGGAAACCUUGUGCUCAAAAGGCCCCCGGCCCCUCAGACCAUAUCUGUCAGAUGGAGCUGCGAGCUCGCAAGGCCGGCGGCAUCGGGGAGGCUCAAACGGUCGUCCCUAGUCGCAGAUUGAUUGAUGAUCUCAGGGGUGCUAUGGACGGAGCACACAGUAAUAAGAGGAGUCAACGUAAACCAGGGAACCGGUGCGAUGAUGACACACAGGACACCGGCACACGAUACACAGACUCGAGGCAAGAAGUUAGAGGUUGCAGAGGCGGUUGCUCGACAGCCAACCAAGACAAGACGCCCCUCACAAAGAUGGAACACUUCGAAAUGACCAUGUUUAUGCUGGAAGAACGAUAG